Molecule: messenger RNA, 1421 nt
Organism: Gymnodraco acuticeps
Lineage: Eukaryota; Metazoa; Chordata; Actinopteri; Perciformes; Bathydraconidae
Gene: cunh6orf120
Product: chromosome unknown C6orf120 homolog
Exons: 2
Coding region: 145-726 (193 amino acids)
Source: RefSeq, a predicted model, not a curated record
UAAUGAUCCGCUCUCGACUGUAGGUGAGUGAGAGGAAAAGGAAGUGAAGAAGUGAACUUUGUUUGGUCGAAGAUGUUGGUUAGGAAAUGACAGCUGUGCUGUCUGGUGUUGCCAGGCGGUGACUGUCUGCCGGAUGCCGUCAUCAUGAAGCUGAGCAGCAGCUUCUUCCUCCUGCUUGUUUCCUUCUCUCUGUCCCAGGCUCAAGGCUUCUUCGGCUCCUCCUCAGACGACGAGGGCCUCCCUGAACACUGGGUGCUGCUCCACGUGGUCCAGGGCCACAUCGGGGCGGGGAACUACAGCUACCUGCGCCUCAACCACGAUGGCAGAAUCAUCCUCCACAUGCAGAGCCUCAAGGGGGACGCGGACCUCUACGUUUCGGACAAAACGCUGCGCCCCAGCUACGACACGUACAAGCUGCAGUCGGUCACCUGUGGGCCCGACGUGGUGGUGGUGCCGGGGGACCUCUCCAGGCCCGUGGGCAUCGGGAUCUACGGACACCCGAGCCACAAGGAGAGCGAGUUUGAAAUGCGUGUGUUUUACGAUCAAACGGUUCCCUUGGAUCCGUUCGAUAAGGGCUCUUACACCGCGGAGAACGGACAAAAGAAACAGAAAUCCCCUGAGGCCGAGGAGGAGGAGGAGGACGACGACGACUUUGUGGAAGAGGAGUCGAUCUUUUGGACAAUUCUAAUCGGACUUCUGAAGAUUAUACUGGAGAUUUUGUUUUGAGAAAUAGUUUCCUUCAGUGCUGCUUUUACACGAGGAGACUCAGAUUUUUGUUUUGGCUUGAGUCGACCUUUGAUAAGAUUAUUUUCUUAAGAUGAAAACACGUCCGUGAGAAUUCGUUUUAAUUACUUUACUUGAAAUCAAACGUACUUACUUGAUUAGCAGUGAGACCAGUUUAAAGUCUGUAUGCUUGGUGGUAAGCAGAGUAACUCGGGCCUGUCGGAUUCACCACAUCUUGUCUUAACUCGUCAUAGCAACACCUCAAAGGAUGAGAAUGCUUUUUAAAUGUUAGGUACACUAAUCUUCUUUGGGAUAAAUGUUAGAUCCUCUAUUGGACAUAAAAAAGGUCCUGAAAGUGAUUGAAGGUAAAGAAGCCGUCAUGAUUUACUGUUAACGUGAUUAUUUCCUUAAUUUAGACUCUAAUGGGAACCUGUGAAGAUAUUUCUACCAACCUGUUGACAUCAGUAGCAGCAUUUCAUUUAGUUCUAAUCACUCGAUUUUAUUUUUGAUUAUUUGUUCCCCGCCUGUUGGACAAGCUCCUGGUUUUUUAAACAUCUCCUCCUGCGGUUCGGAGUUAGCGGUAAACGUGCUACCACUGAGCAGAAAUGUUCAACAGUGCCUUCACGAGGAACGUCUUCUGCAGAGACGAUUCAAUCAGGUUUCUAAAUAAAGCAGUUUUACUUCUGACUGUUAAAACA